CCUCUGGGCUCGAUAUGUUGCUCAGCAGCCCAACCAGCGCGCGAAACCUGCAGUAUUGCUCAACUACUUGCAGUGAACAGACAUGGAGGUCUACAUACUGGCAUGGCUGCUAGCACUGCUGUCAUCUUUAUCAGCACUCCCUGUCAAGUAUGACCAGCGUCAAGACGGAGAUUUAAACGUUCAGGCGCAUUUGGAGAAUUUUAUAAUUGUGUUAAUACCCAACAAUGGAGCAUUAAGUCUUUUAGAUUACAUACCUCUAAAGAAGGACGCCGGUAAACACGAAUCAAAGCCAACUGCUACCGAAACUGAUAAAUAUAUUCCACCAAGUACGGCAAUAAAAUCCACGUCUCCAGACUUUCCUGCAGGAACAUCUCCUUACAAAGUCGAUAUCGAUAAGAAACCCGCGGGAGGAACAGCACCCAUCGGAGGAGAGGUCCUCAUAACCCAAUCUGCACCAGUUACACUUUUAAAGGCUUCGGCUAGAACGGAAUUACCAACAACUGCUUCACCAGACGAUAAAACGUCAAUUAAACCAACAGCGGAAGCAGCUAUAGGGACGACAAAGAAAGAAGACACAAAUGAACCGUCAAGUAAGGCAGAAACACUUUUGGAAAAGGCAGAUUCACCCGCUGCAGAAAAGGAUGAAACCGAGAGGAAAGGUGAGAUUAAAACUGAAAAGAAAGACGAGGUUCCUGUAAUCGAUCCGGAACCAAAAAAGCAAGAAAAGUCAUCAAAGAACAUCGAUUUUGUAGCGAAAGUUCCAGUAUCUUCCCAGAGUAAAACUUCAGAUGAAGACGUUCCCGUGAUUGAUUUCUCUCCGUCAUUUGUGAAGACGUCCAAAUUACCUGUUUUCAGGCUGGAAUCUGAGAAUGCAGACACAGAAGAACUCGCUAACAACUUGAAAAACCUGAGAUCUGGCAUCGAGGAACCGUGUCGCGACCAUCUUGGUAAUUGCCGUCACACGAAGUCAAGAAGUGGCCAGUUCUUCGAGCCUGACAGCCUGCUCCCACUGUUACGUUUCGGGCUUUCACCGGCGGUUGACUGAAAUGCCACGCUUGUACUCAUAACUAUUAUUUAUUAAGUUGUGGUAUCAUCUGUAAUGGACUGACAGAUUGUCCUACAUAUCGCCGGAAACGGACAUAUCUCUAAAUUAUAAAUGAGUUGAAACGCUUUAAACAAGUCAGUACAAGGAGUUCGUGGGCAAAUCUUCGUGGUUUCACUCCGGACGUUUCUUUUUAUCAUAUGAGGUAUUCUUGUAGCAGCUCCUAAUGCAUAUAUUUCUGCCUCGGUGUAUAGCUUUCAUCACCUGCAAGAAUUGGUUUAAUUUAUACAACUGAAUUGCAAUGGUACCGAUUUCGGAUCAUGCACAGUCAACCAUCGAGUUGCUUUUACUUGACUGGAUUUGUCUUUAAUACUCAGAUAUUUCCGAACACACUCUUAUGUCCACAAUGCCUUGCAAACUUCUCGUCGGUGGUCACAUAUCCUGUUUGUGGUUUCCGUUUGGGAACUUUGUAGGACUUGCGUUCGGCAUAUAUCAUGUUAGGCUGCUGUGAAGACCUAAAUGGCUGUUCAUGUAUUUUGAUAAACAUGAAAGUGAAGAGUUUUAGCAAAACCUCAUAAAAGGUAACAAAUAUGUUGCUGGUUCACUUACAGGAAUUCCAACCAUUACAGACAGUAUCUAAACGUGGUGAGCUCAAAGAUGUGUUACGUAUUUUAAAAUAAACUGUUAGAUUAAAUAUUAUUACCUUCA
Molecule: messenger RNA, 1750 nt
Organism: Cryptotermes secundus
Lineage: Eukaryota; Metazoa; Arthropoda; Insecta; Blattodea; Kalotermitidae
Exons: 2
Coding region: 83-1045 (320 amino acids)
Source: RefSeq, a predicted model, not a curated record